Boleophthalmus pectinirostris (great blue-spotted mudskipper) is the source of this 6342-nucleotide messenger RNA. Its product is annotated as zinc finger protein 513-like. Lineage: Eukaryota; Metazoa; Chordata; Actinopteri; Gobiiformes; Gobiidae. The transcript has 7 exons. The record is from RefSeq and is a predicted model, not a curated record. The coding region runs from base 348 to 1895 and encodes 515 amino acids.
UUCUCCGCGACGUCACCCGGAUCCGGCUCGCACGCUUCCUCCACGCUCCUUCACCGUGCGCCACUGACAACAACUUUUUAAAAACGUAUACUCUUACACAUUUCUCACGUUUCCGCUAGUUUUGUGCCCGAGGAGACUUUAUAGGAGGUGUUAAAGUACAGUUAGAGCUGAUUUAUGCGGCGUGGAUGACACUUGAGUCGGUUGGAGGAAGAGGAAGAAGAAGAAGGAGAAGAAGAAGAAGACGACCAUGAAACGGUUAAACGGAGGAGCGCAGAGGCGAGGACUGUGACAGCUCCUGCCCGAAAAACACACCUCAAACCCGGGCACAACCGAGCCGCAGGGACGCUAUGCCGCGGAGGAAGCAAUCCAACCCGCAACCCGUCAAACUGGGUGUGCAGCCGCCAGACGCUCCGCUGGUGGUGGACCCCAGCUGUCUGGUGCUCGACAGCGACUUCCUGUUGAGUGGAGACCUGGAGUUUGGAGACUCUGAGAUCAUGGGCCUGGACAAAGACUCAGUGACGGUGUUUUCUCUGAGCGUGGAGGAGGACUCGUCUGUGACCUCUGACCCGUCCCUGUCCUUCUGCUCCUGUAAACGCUGCGGAAAACUGCUCCCCGACUCCCUGCUCUCCACCGGAAUCCAUCUGGGAGUGGGUUUGGAUCUCUCUCCGGACCUGUACUGCCUCAGCUGUGAAGAGGACGUCCAGUCUCCUUCAUCUCCGUCAAAAUCUCCGAAACAGGUCAAGAGAAAAAGGCAAAACUCCAAAACCAGUUCCCCCGCGAAACUGUUCACCUGCUCCGUGUGCUCGUUCACGUCGCGAUACUCGAACCACCUCAAACGCCACACGCGGAUCCACGACGGACAAAAGCCGUUCCGCUGCGGCGUUUGCUCGUACGCGUCGACUCAGCUGGUGAACUUACAGCGCCACCUUCGGUCUCACACGGGAGAGAAACCGUACCGCUGCGAGAAGUGUGAAUACGCCUGCAGUUCCCACGGCAACCUGAGGAGGCACCAGAGGACGCACGCCACCGAGGAGAGGAGGAAGACGAGCGCCGGGAAACGAGUGAAGAAGAGGAAGAGCGAAGGAGAGGAGGAAGUGGUCUCUACCCUGACUCUGUCCCAGUCCGGGUUCUUGUCUCUGGGAUCUCUGGAGUCGUCCUCUCCUCUCCCAGCUCUGCUCUUUCCCGUGCUCUGCAGAAUCUGCGGGAAAACUCUGGAAGAGGACGACAUCCAGAACGAGAGAGGAGACACGGACGCAGAGGGACAGGUUUGCCACCGCUGCCUCUCUGACUCCUCCCCGCCCUCGAAAUCCCGCCAGCGCCGAAAAAUCUCCAAAACCAAACUGUACCGCUGUUCCCUGUGUCCCUUCUUCUCCCACUAUCCCUACCACCUGACGCGCCACCUUCUCACGCACGAGUCCACCAAGUCUCACCGCUGCCCCCACUGCCCGUACGCGUCCUCGCACCAGGACAACCUCAGGCGCCACCUCAGGAUCCACACGGGGGAGAAGCCGUUCGCCUGCUCGACCUGUAGCUACGCUUGCGGGAAUUUGGCAAAUCUAAAACGCCACGAGAGAGUCCACACGGGGGCCAAACCCUUUCACUGUUUCGUCUGCGGGUACAGCUGUAAUCAGAGUAUGAAUCUGAAGCGUCACAUGCUGAGACACACCGGAUAUAAGCCUUACGAAUGUGCGGAAUGUAACUACACGACCGGACACUGGGAUAACUACAAGAGACAUCAGCGAAAACACGGACACAACACGGAAAACUGGGAUAAGAGAAUGUAUAAAACAAAAGCGGAAAUGCUGAAUAUUGGAAAUGAAAACGUGGGGUCUGUAGAAAACCUGUCACUCGAAACAGAAUCAAAGCAAGAUUUUACUCUGAAAGGGGAGUGUUAGCAGAAGAUUACAUUAAAAGGUUCUAUAUUACACAAAACUGACUCUUGUGAGGUUUAAGUCGUGUUAUAAUGUUAUUACCUUCUCAAAAACAGAGUUGUGUUUUGUUUUAUUCACACAUUUUUGAGUAAUCCUUUAUAUUACCGUAUUUUUUGGACUAUAAGUUGCUCCGGAGUAGAAGAGAAGUAAAAAACAUAAAUCGCGCUUUUUGGGGGAAAUUUAUUUUAUUAAAUCAGAGACCAGGAACAGUGUUGAAAGUCAAGUUCUAGUAAAAACAACAGAAGAGAGAACAACAGACUGUUAACGUCACAUAUGAACAGUUCUUCAGAUAAACUAUAACAUAAACAACAGAACAGAACAAGUUUAACAAACUCUCCAUCUCACUCCAAAUCACUAAAUCCAUUCAAUUCUUCAUCCUCGGUGUCACUUCUGAGCAACUCCGCGACCUCCAGAGGUAAACAGAGCGCCGCUUCCUCUUCUGUGUCGCUGUUGUCAGACUCAGCAUCAGUUCCAGUUAGAAUUAUUCCGGCCUUUCUGAAUCCCGACAGGAUGGUUUCGGUGUCACUGAAGUCCAGGUUUUGUCGUUUCAUCCAGUGACUUCAGGAAAGUUUCAUGGUGCACUUUCCCGGUUGUUACAAGCUUCUCGCUCACUCCAAACUUUUUUUCUGUUGCUCAAUUACUGUUUUUAGCUGCAUAUUUCACGACUUGCAGCAGGACACAUGGAGGAGACGUGCAGUAGAGCCAAGUGACAGUGGUACAGGAGGAACAGGAGCAGCAGAUACUCACACACAAGACUAGAACCUCUCAACGCUUCAGUGUGAACAUUUGAAUAUAUAAGUCACACCGGAGUAUAAGUCACAGGAAACACCCAAACCAUGAAAAAAAGUGCAGCUUAUAGUCUGAAAAAUACAGUAGUCAAAAUUAGCUCAAAAUGCUCAGCUCGUUUUACAUUUAGUUCAGCACUAGGGAUGUAACAAUAACUGAAAUAUUGUGAUAUAUCAUCAAAAGUCUCACAAUAUAUCGAAUUACAAGUCUCUUUGCUUAAAUUAAGAGUUAUGGUGCAGCAGUAGCGAAAAAAAGACAGAGCGAACUACAUAGACCAUGAUCCUUUGCUCCAUUUCAGUGCAGACUACAAGAAGAAAUAACAGUUCUAACACUUUUAAGUCUUAGUUCUUUGGAUUAAGUCUUGUCAAGGCAUUUUAAGAGGAAAAAGUUUCACAGUUUUGUUACCCUUCACAAAAUAUUGCAAUAAAUAUCGUACCGUGAGAUGUAUAUCGUGAAAAUAUUGUGUAAAUAUCGUAAGAGAUUUGGAUAUUGUUACAUCCCUAAUCGUGAGCUUUCCCAGAAUAUUGCAAUAAAUAUCGUACCUGAAAUUAUCCAAAUGUUUCUAGUGAAGGUGUGUGGAGUUUAAAAACACAGUGGAGCACUUCCUGUAUCACCAGAUGACAUCACAAGUUUGGAACAGUGUUUUUUUUCUCUCAGCCUAAAUUGCCUAAAAUGUGUGAAUGAAACAAAACACAGCUCCAGGUCUGUUUGCGACGAGGAAACUACAGUAUAACAGAUCAGAAAUGAGUGUAAUAUGGGACCUUUUAAAGCUUUAUUAUGCAACUUUUCUCGUGUAGGGUUUCCAUGGAGAUGUAAUCGCUUUGCCUAGAAUGUUCCACGCUAUGGCAUUAAACUUAUCUAGCUCGGAUUUUUUUCAUUGCACAAUUAAAGGAGUUUCAUGUUGUUACUGUGAGCAGGGUCGCCUCUCCACGGAUCUAACCUGUAAUUUAACCUGUAAUUAAUGCCUAAUAACUAAUGCCAUACUGUGGAACAUUUCGGGAAAGAUCGUGGCAGCUUGGAUUCAAUCAAUGAAAUUAAAAUAAAAAAAAAAAAGGCAAAACAAUAACAUCUCCAUGGAGUAAAUUGCAAACCCUUCAGCGGAAAAGUUACAUAGUGCGCUUUUAAAAAUAUAAAAGCACUGACUAUUACAAUGGCUUUAUGCAUUUUAUUAAAUAGCUGUAAACAAAAGACGAGUUGAUGAACCGUAACUCUUCGUGCCUUUUGACUGAUCCACUGUAAAACACUGAAUGUCUUAAGCCAAUCAGGAGAAGCCAUUUCCUCUCCUCGGACGAAAAUGUUCAAAGGCCGCGUCUCAUUUCUCUUUCCUCGCUUCCUCCUCCUCGAUGGGCUCCAUUCACGCUCAGGAAGACGUUCGGAAACAUGUGAUGACGACGAUUUCCGGUGUAGUUCCCGACCGACCGUGAUCAAACCCGCUGAAGUAAGAUGAAGUCUGCAUACGUGUGUGCUGUUCGGAAUCAUCUUGAAUUUGGCGCCGUCGUUAGAGUGACCAGACGUCCCUAUUGACCCGGGACAGUCCCAGUUUGGAGCCGUGUCCCCUGUCCCAGCAGAUUUAUCAAAACCGGUGAUUUGUCCCAAGUAAUGUCCCAGGUGUCCCUGUUUUUGACCAAUUUGAUCUAAACCAGGACUAAAACAGGACUAUCAGUUUUUGACUACCGUAUUUUUUGGACUAUAAGUCUCACCAGACAAAAAAUGCAUAAUGAAGAAGAAGAAAAACAUAUAUAAGUCGCACUUUUUGGAGGAAAUUUAUUUUAUUAAAUCAGAGACUCGGAACAGUGUCGAAAGUCAAGUUGUAGUAAAAACAAUAGAAGAGAGAACAACAGACUGUUAACGUCACAUAUGAACAGUUCUUCAGAUAAACUAUAACAUAAACAACAGAACAGAACAAGUUUAACAAACUCUCCAUCUCACUCCAAAUCACUAAAUCCAUUAAAUUCUUCAUCCUCAGUGUCACUUCUGAAAAACUCCACGACCUCCGGAGGUAAACAAAGCGCCGCUUCGUCUUCUGUGUCGCUGUCGUCAGACUCAGCAUCAGUUCCAGUUAGAAUUAUUCGGGUCUUUCUGAAUCCCGACAGGAUGGGAUCGGUGUCACUGAAGUCCAGGCUUUGUCCAUCCAUCCAGUGACUUUUCAUGGUUUCAUGGUGCAUCCUCCUGGUUACCAUGAAGCUGUGUUCUCCAUCCCCGCUUUCCUCCAGUCCCUCACAAGUUUUUCACUCAGCCCAAACUUACUUUCUGCUGCUCAAUUACCGUUUUCGGCUGAAUAUUUCACAACUUGCAGGAGGACAGAAUCUCUUUCUGUAGGAGACAUGUGCAGUGGAGUGAAGUGACAGUGGUACAGGAGGAACAGGAGCAGCAGAUACUCACACACAAGAGUAGAACCUCUCACCGCUGUCAGGGUGAAAAUUUUAAUAUAUAAGUCGCAGGACCCCUCAAACCAUGAAAAGUGCAAUUUAGAGUAUGUAGUACUGCGACUUAUAUACUGAAAAAUAUGGUAAUCUGAUCCCUAACAACAGUAAAGAGGAGCAUAAAUUGUCAUUUGUUUCACCAAAAUACAGAAAUCCGUGUUUGCAAAUGACCAUAAAGCAAAAAACAAACAAACGUAGCAACAGAAGUCCCUCAGAUCAUGACUGAAACCCUCUUUUCACAAUUUUAUUUAUAGCGACUAUCCAAAUCUCGGUGUGUCCCAGUUUAGACUUUUGAAAAUCUGUUCACCCUGGCCCUCAUCUCUUCUAAUCGCAUGUACCCAGUGCGCUCGGAGUUGUGUGUCAGUGGGGAAAUUACAAAAACUUUUGUCAGAAUACCGCGAACAGAUCCCGCCGGACGUCGCCAUCGCAUGUUUCCAAAUGUCUUCCUCGAUCAUCUACUUUUCAGCUGUGAAACAAAUCUGUCGUCGUAAAUGGCCUCCCAAAGAAAUCCACGGAAGGAAGGAAGGAAGGAGUAAACCUGAGGGAGGCUUCGGGAGCAGACUCAAAGAAAAAAAUCAAACUUUUAUCGGUCUCGGUGAGGAGUUUAUAGCAGAUCCUCUCCCCUCGCUUUGUCUCCUCUGUGGACGGGACUUCCUCGCCCGUUUUCCCGCACAAUCUGGGAGAAGGAAGUAAGGAAGCGAGGAAAGGGAAAUGAGAAAACGUGGCUGCUUACAGGUCAAAAGAGGGAAAAUACAACAUGAAGAACUGAGAAACGGCAAGGGUCUUUGCAGAAUCAACAAUCGAAGAACCAAACUAUGACUUAUCUCAGGUAAAAGAAGUUCUACAUUGCGUUAUGAAUGUCACGAGAAUUUUCGAGAGUCACGUGAUGAGAAUUGGCAGCUGUGGUUGGUUCAUUUCAAGUUUGGAUGUUCAGAUUUCAGUCUGGCUUCAAACGGAAUGUAGAAACAGGAGGCAAUCUCAGCUCAGGCAAUCUCUCCUUUUCCACAAUGUUAUUUUUGGAAUUUGGGAGCUCCAUAGAUGUAUUUUUGCAGGGAAAAUAUCAUGUAUUUUCGUCAGUUUUACUUUGGGAUUUCAUUAUAUUAAAACAAAAUGAAGAGGUUUUGAAAUUAAUUGCAAUAAACAUACUGUAUUUGCUGUAAUUUCUUGCUUAAUGUCAUAAUAUAAAAACAUCAAAAUUUUUA